This is a messenger RNA of Pimephales promelas (fathead minnow), 1778 nucleotides long. RefSeq names its product dynein axonemal assembly factor 6 (gene dnaaf6). Gene Ontology annotation, cellular component: cytoplasm. Gene Ontology annotation, molecular function: dynein intermediate chain binding; protein-folding chaperone binding. Gene Ontology annotation, biological process: axonemal dynein complex assembly; flagellated sperm motility. The record is from RefSeq and is a predicted model, not a curated record. Lineage: Eukaryota; Metazoa; Chordata; Actinopteri; Cypriniformes; Leuciscidae.
AAAAAAAAACAAAGACGCAGUUGAGCUACAAGAAUCCGCGUGCAGUCUCCAUGGAAAUGCUAAACUCCAGCCACCCGGAAGAGCAGCACAGCGACGCCUAAAAAAAAAAACUAAAUAGAAAACUGUACAAAAUACUUUACCUUCUCGUCAAAACUGCAAAAGCGAAUAAUAAAGAUGGAGGGUCUUGCGUCCGUGCAUCAUCUCCAAGCGCUGUCCGCCCUGCUCUCUCCAAACAAUGAAGAUGAGGAAGAAGAUUUCCAGAAAGUGAAUCCCAUAGCAAAGCUGGGCCCGGGACAUAUCGGUUAUCCUGCUGCACCUUCGGGGGAUAAACACAAAGAGGGUAGCACUGCCUAUGUGAAGAAGAACAGCAAAGGCAUCUGGGAUGAGGAUGAAGUGACCGAGGGGGCGCAUUUUGAUGACCUCACCGAUCCACGGCCACAGCCAGAGUACGAGAUUGUGCUAAAACAGUCUGUUGGGACUGAAGAUUUGUUUCUUGGCUUGAGCAGAAAGGACCCCUCAUCCAUGUGUUGUGACAGCAUGCUGGUGAGAGUUAAACUGCCAGAUACAAAAGCGUCUGAUUUGGUGCUGGAUGUGAGGGAGACGUUUCUUGACCUCAGAACUCCAAAGUAUAAAUUGGGCCUUCACCUGCCUCACCCAGUCCACAAACAUGAGGGGAAUGCCAGAUUCAUCAUGGAAAGGGAAGAACUGGAGAUCACACUGCCCAUGAACAGACCAAUGGACUGCAUCAACCUGACCUGAGAGAGACAGAGAGAGUAACUGAACCACUUCGGCAGUGUUGACAACAUACAGACACCAUUCUACAGCCUUUCAUUGACAGUCUUGGAUCCAAACCGGAAACAUAACCUAUGAAUAUGUCCCAUUAAUCCAAUUCUCUUCGGUCAAUGGCUUCCCAUAACCCAAUUCACUUAUCAGCAGGUUUAUAGCUUUAGAACAAGGAAAUAAACAUUCUGUUUAAAAAUUUCCAAACCUUAGAUAAAGUGGAAAGGAGCAGGUGUCUGUUUAAGAAGUCCCUUUUUAUGAUCAUAAAUAUCAAAAUUUCUUAAUUUGAAAUAAUAUUUUGUUCAAAUAAAUUGUAUGAAUUAUACAUGAAAGCAGCGCUGACUAAAUAAUAAGAGGUGUCUCCUAAAAAUCUCAACUAAUGUCCUUACAGGUGUAAGAAAAAAUUAAGUGGACGUUGAAGAUCUCAAAAAUGAAGUUUACAGUAUAGCAGUGGCGAGGCACACGAAGUACCUGGGUUCACCGGCGUCUGAAUGAACCCCGAAAUAAUCUCAGCUCAAAUAUUUUAUACCGUAUUCCGUUCGUCUUCCCCCUCAGCAUGUAAUUGAAGUACAGGAGUCAGCCCAUUUCCCCAAUCCUAAUCUAAUCAGCAUAACAGUCUCAUUCACACCUUGAUCAUAAUCCAAUCAGCCAAACUGAUUCAUUUAACUUAAAAUAGAGAGAACAGGACUGGCAGACCUCUCGUGCUUAACAGGUGACAUCAUCAUCAUCACAACUCCAAAGUGUAAAACACAAUGUACAUCACUUUAAUGUAGAACGGUCAAAUGUUAAGGUGAUAACAUUUAUUUGAAUUCCCUGUAAUCAAGAUGGUUCUUGAUUGCCUGCUGUCACUCCCAUGCUAUAGGUGAUAUUACUGAGAUUGGAAUGAUUUGUCUCUUUGAUAAAUAAGCUCUUUUAGUGAAGGAACAUUUUCUUAUAUAUAUUGGAGUGGAAGUUAGAUCAGAGCAGACUAUAAUUUCUUACACAGGUAUAUAUGCAGU